Molecule: messenger RNA, 3760 nt
Organism: Caretta caretta (loggerhead turtle)
Lineage: Eukaryota; Metazoa; Chordata; Testudines; Cheloniidae
Product: nardilysin-like
Biological process (GO): proteolysis
Molecular function (GO): metalloendopeptidase activity; metal ion binding
Source: RefSeq, a predicted model, not a curated record
GGGCGAUAAGGUACGUCACUACAUAGCUGUAUGUUGAUUGGUUGGGUAGGUUCCAACCGUCAGUGUAGGAGUGAACGGCCGUUCCCGGCUGCGCUAGGGCUGGCGGGGCGCGCAGGGUUGGCGCUAGGGAGGCGGGAAAGGAGACCGCGGGACUGCCCUUCCGUAGCCGGCCGUUGUGAGCUGGUAACGGCGCCUGAGCCGACCCUAUGUCUGGCAAGGGCAAGCCCUUGUCUAGCUGCAGCUGCCCGGAGCUGGCCGUGGGGCAGCGAGGCGGCCGAGGUGCUACAGCCCGACUGCCCCAGGAGGUGUCUGAGGAGCAAGGAAGGGGCCGCAGGGCUAACCCCAGACUGGGGGACCCUGCCAUUGUCAAGUCCCCCAGUGACCCCAAGCAGUACAGGUAUCUCACAUUACAAAAUGGCUUGUGUGCACUACUGAUUUCGGAUGCAAAUACCAUGGAUAGUGUUCCUUCUGAGGAGUCUUUGGAAUGGGAGGAUAAUGAUGAAAUCAAGAUUGAAACUGAUGAAGAUGAUGACUCGGUAGCAGAGAUGGAAGAGGACAAGGAAAAUUAUGAAGAUGAUGACAAUGAUGGAGAUGAUGCUGAGGAGGAUCCCAAUAAUUCUGAUGAUAUGGAAAUGGAAGAACUAACAGGAAAGGAAGAAGCAAAUAAGAGAAGUGGAACAGAGAAGCUGUCUGCAGCUGCUCUUUGUGUUGCUGUUGGCAGUUUCUGUGAUCCUGAGGAUCUGCCUGGGUUGGCACAUUUUCUGGAGCACAUGGUAUUUAUGGGCAGUUUGAAGUAUCCAGAUGAGAAUGGGUUUGAUGCAUUCCUGAAGAAACAUGGGGGCAGUGACAACGCUUCAACUGACUGUGAAAGGACAGUCUUCCAUUUUGAUAUCCAGCAGAAAUACUUCAAAGAAGCACUCGAUAGGUGGGCACAGUUCUUCAUUCACCCACUAAUGAUCAGGGAUGCUAUUGAUCGUGAAGUUGAGGCUGUUGAUAGUGAGUAUCAACUAGCAAGGCCGUCUGAUGCAAACAGGAGGGAGCUGCUACUUGGAAGCCUUGCCAGACCUGGGCAUCCCAUGAAAAAGUUUUUCUGGGGUAAUGCAGAGACACUAAAGCAUGAACCUAAAAAGAGUAAUACAGAUAUCUACACCAGACUGAGGGAUUUUUGGCAGCACUAUUACUCUGCUCACUAUAUGAACUUAGUUGUCCAGUCUAAAGAAACUUUGGAUACUUUGGAGAAGUGGGUGAAGGAACUCUUUUCACAGAUUCCAAAUAAUGGUUUAUCCAAACCGAACUUUGGCCAUCUGACACAGCCUUUUGACACACCUGAAUUUUACAAACUUUACAGAGUUGUUCCAAUCAGAAAUGUUCAUUCACUGAGCAUUGCCUGGGGACUACCACCACAGGAGAGACAUUACAGGGUGAAGCCACUUCACUAUAUCUCUUGGCUGGUAGGACAUGAAGGCAAAGGCAGUGUUCUUUCCUUUCUUCGGAAAAAAUUUUGGGCUCUUGCGUUAUAUGGGGGAAAUGGUGAGACAGGAUUUGAACAGAACUCCACCUACUCUAUAUUCAGCAUUUCUGUGACAUUGACUGAUGAAGGUUACAAGCACUUCUAUGAGGUUGCGCAUGUUGUGUUCCAGUAUCUGAAAAUGUUGCAGAAAAGAGGGCCAGAUAAAAGAAUUUGGGAAGAGAUUCAGAAGAUUGAAGCUAAUGAAUUUUAUUUCCAGGACCAGGCUGAUCCAAUUGAUUAUGUUGAAAGUCUUUGUGAGAACAUACAUAUCUUUUGUAAGGAGGACUUUUUGACAGGCGAUCAGCUUCUGCUUGAAUACAAGCCUGAAAUCAUCGCUGAUGUCCUUAACCAGCUCUGCCCUCUGAGAGCAAACCUAGUUCUGUUGUCUGCUGCCAGUGAAAGAGAAUGUCAUCUAAAGGAGAGAUGGUUUGGAACACAGUACAGUGUGGAGGAUAUUGACAAAUAUUGGAGUGAUUUAUGGGCCAGUGACUUUCAGUUAAACCAGGACUUGCACUUUCCUGAAGAAAACAAAUAUAUAGCCACUGACUUCGCUCUGAAGGCAUCUGAUUGCCCUGACACGGAGUACCCAGUCAAAAUUCUGAGUACACAACACGGCUGUGUGUGGUACAAGAAGGACAAUAAAUUCAAAAUCCCCAAAGCUUACGUAUGUUUCCAUCUGAUCUCCCCACUGAUACAGCAGUCUGCAAAGAGUAUGGUACUUUUUGAGACUUUUGUAAAUAUCCUUUCUCACAACCUUGCUGAACCGGCAUACGAAGCCAAUGUUGCUCAGUUGGAAUAUAAACUGGUGUCUGGAGAGCAUGGUUUGAUCAUUCAAGUGAAAGGAUUCAAUCAUAAACUACCUCUGCUCUUUCAGCUCAUCAUUGACCACUUGUCUGACUUCAGUUUUACUCCAGCGGUUUUUGAGAUGAUAACAGAGCAGCUAAAAAAGACUUACUUUAAUAUUCUGAUCAAGCCAGAGAUGCUGGCCAAAGAUGUGCAUUCUUUAAUUUUGGAGCAUGGCAAGUGGUCUAUGAUAGAUAGAUACAGGAGAUUAAUGAAGGGCCUUUACACUGAGUCCCUCUCAUCCUUUGUUAAGGGCUUCAAAUCACAUCUAUAUGUGGAGGGGCUAGUGCAAGGAAACGUCACAAGCAGAGAAUCAAAGGAUUUUCUGAAUUAUGUUGUUCUAAAACUGCAGUUCUUUCCCUUGCCACACCCAUGUCCUGUUCAAUUUCGAGUGGUAGACCUGCCAAACACACACCUACUCUGCAAGGUGAAAACCCUUAACAGAGGUGAUGCCAACUCUGAAGUGACAGUCUAUUAUCAGUCUGGGGCUAGGAGUUUAAGAGAAUACACCCUUAUGGAGCUGCUUGUGAUGCACAUGGAGGAGCCUUGCUUCAACUUCCUACGAACCAAGCAAACCCUUGGCUACCAUGUGUACCCUAAAUGUAGAAAUACAUCUGGGAUUCUUGGGUUCUCUGUUACCGUAACCACACAAGCAACCAAGAACAACUCUGAAUUAGUUGACAAGAAAAUAGAAGAAUUUCUUUUGUACUUUGAGGGGAAAAUGAGGCUUCUAACUGAAAAAGCAUUCAGGACUCAGGUCAGUGCUCUAAUACAUAUUAAAAAAUGUGAAGAUUCCUAUCUUGGAGAAGAGGUGGAUAGAAAUUGGAAUGAAGUAAUGUCUCAGCAGUAUCUUUUUGACAGACUUGCCUAUGAGGUUGAAGCACUACAAUCACUAACUAAAUCAGACCUUGUUGACUGGUUCCAAGCUCAUAGAGGCAAAGAGAGGAAAGCACUCAGUAUACAUGUGGUUGGAUUUGGUAAACAAGAAGGCGACUCAGAUGUUCAGCAGUCCUUACCUGGUGAAAUAUAUCAACUCACAUUCUUACCCCCUUCCUCCUAUAUGAAGAAUACCUCUUACAUCAGGGACAUUAGAAAUUUCACAUUAAUGCGUAACUUCCUCCCUUACCACAAGAUAUUAAAAUAAAUUAUAGUUGUUUUCCCCUGCAUUUAAGUGUAGUUUAAGUAAUUUUCAGUUUGAGAACACUACGAAUCAUUUAGCCUCACUAAAUGAAUUUGUAUUUUCAGCAGUGGUAGAUGAGUUCUUCCCUUAUUUUAAUGAAGAUUUGCAGCAUUGCACAUCCACUUUGCUCUCCCACUCCUCCUCUGAAAUCUGAAACAAAUUUAUUUUUAACAGUUGUUAAUAGAAAGUAUAACUCCUGUCCCCAUUCUUAACAUGCUUCAAGUAAU